Molecule: messenger RNA, 1604 nt
Organism: Magallana angulata
Lineage: Eukaryota; Metazoa; Mollusca; Bivalvia; Ostreida; Ostreidae
Exons: 5
Coding region: 370-891 (173 amino acids)
Biological process (GO): copper ion transmembrane transport
Cellular component (GO): membrane
Molecular function (GO): copper ion transmembrane transporter activity
Source: RefSeq, a predicted model, not a curated record
GUAGAUGAUAUUAAUCAGUGUUUAUUUGUUAGAGACAAAUGCCAGUUAAACAGAUAAAGGACAAGUAAGAAGUUAUCGCUACUGUCGAUGUUUUAGAGAUCAACGGAGAAAACAGAUACAACCGCAGGUCUCUUUUCCCCUGUGUUGAGCGUCUAAUCAAAUCCGAAUCCCUUGUAGGGCCCCCGAAUGGAGGAAGUCCCUUUGACGUCAUCGCUAAACUUUCUCUUUCGCCACGUUUAUUAUACCUAACACUGACAAGGUUAUUCGGUGGGGGAAGGAUGGAUUCCCUGUGAAUCGUUCUUAUCUCGAUUUUUUUCCAUAGAGAUGACCAAGGCCUCGGAGCUUUGCGGUUAUUAGCUGUAGCCUAACAUGACGUCACAGUCCUCGCACUCGGAACACUCAUCCCAUCACAUGCAGUUUUUCUCCGUGGGAGUGAAUGUUCCCAUUCUGUUCAAAGAAUGGAAUCUCAACACGAAAACAGGUCUGUUCCUGACUUGUGUGGGGAGUAUUCUGUUGGGAGUUCUCUACCAGAUCGUCAAGUGUCUCCGCCAGUACGCUCACCGCAGAUACCGGGUCAGAGAAAGGGGGACCAUUAAGAGCCGGGAGCACGGCCUACAGACCUUGUUGUACUUUGUACAGAUGACCAGUAGCUACGUCCUGAUGCUGAUCAUAAUGACCUUCAAUGCCUGGGUCUUUGUGUCCGCCGUUGCUGGACUGGGUCUGGGGUACUUUCUGUGUGGCUGGGCGUACCCGGAAAUGGAUAAUAAAAUGACAUGUCCGGAUCUGUGCAAAAAUGAAGAAACUCGUCGUCAUGGCAACGGGGACACAGAACAAGAGUUAAAACUGUUGCCAAGUCCGUCUGCAGCAAAUUGCGAAGAAUGUUCAAUGUGAUGUCAUUUAUACUGUUUGCUGUAUGUAUUUUGAGGUGUUAUUUCCAGUAAUAGUACAAUAAUUUAAUUCUGGUUGUAAUGCGGCUUCUGAUUGGCUAAAAAAUUAUUUUAUAUCGUAUAUAGAAUGUUGCCUACGUCAUAGUAAGACUAAUGUCAAAGUCAUAAACGUAUCAAUACGCAUGACGUUACGUUUGAAUUUUGUACAAUUUUACGUCAUUUUAAAAGUCAAAUGCCCGUUUAUCUACAAUGAAGAGUAAAAAAAAUAAAUUAAAAGUAUUCAAUAUGUAUUUGUUUUAUUUGAUAUGAAAUGGGUUGAAACACUUUACGCUAUUUUUAUAAAGCGCUUCGCGGUUUUUAAAGCGUAAACAGUCCCAAACCAUUUUAUAUCAUAUAAAACAAAUAAAUAUUGAAUUCAUUCUUUCAUUAAAAAUUCAUUAUGACGUCACAAACAGUGCGCGAAAUGUAUAUUAUGACGUAAUUAAUAGUGCGAGAAACGUUCAUUAUGACGUCUACAACAGUGUUUGAAAUGUAUUAGAACAGUGCAAUUAGAUAAUUAUUUUUAUACAGUAAGUGUUUAGUGGUUACUACAUAUCAGUUAUUAGAUGUGACCUUUAGUUCAAUAUUUAUGGUGCUAGUAUUUAACAUUAUUAUAUAAAUGUCUUGUUAUGUUUUGUUUAUUAUUUACAUUUUUGACAUUAAACAACAAUGCCAUGA